Molecule: messenger RNA, 2196 nt
Organism: Nicotiana tabacum (common tobacco)
Lineage: Eukaryota; Viridiplantae; Streptophyta; Magnoliopsida; Solanales; Solanaceae
Source: RefSeq, a predicted model, not a curated record
GCUUACAGAAAAUGGCACCUCAUUAAAUUUGACCGUAACCCAAGGACAUUUCCGCCAUUCCAUACUUCACUAAUAAUUCCAAUUUUCCAAACAUUAUCCACACCCACCACCUCCCCAUCUUCGUAAUAAUACCACAGAUCUUUGCUUUAAUGUUCCUUUGACCCCACAUUUCCCUACAUAAUUACAAAAUAACAGCUAGAGAGAGACUCAACUCAGUUUUUUCGUGAUUUCAUUUCAUUUCUAACUUUUUCUUUCAUCUUUUAUUAAUAAAUCGCUGUCAUUUCUCGAUGUUUGCGUUUGUUCUUCUUCGAAUGUCUCGCGAUCUUCCUUGUUAAAUUCCGGCCGUUCAGUUACCGGAAAGUUCAUCAUUCUUCGCCGGCGAACAGAUUUUUUUUUUUUGUAUUUUGAUCAGCAUGAGUAGCGUACAGAAUACAGUAGAUACGGUAAAUGCUGCUGCUACUGCCAUAGUUACUGCAGAGAGUAGAGUUCAACCCUCUUCAGUUCAGAAGAGAAGAUGGGGAAGCUGCUGGAGUCUAUACUGGUGUUUUGGUUCUUACAAGCACAGCAAACGAAUUGGUCAUGCCGUCCUUGUACCUGAACCUGCGGCACCUGGACCUGCUGUUCCAGUUACUGAAAAUCCAAACCGCUCAGCCACCAUUGUAAUUCCUUUUAUAGCUCCUCCCUCUUCUCCUGCAUCCUUUCUUCCAUCUGAUCCUCCUUCUGCUACCCAGUCGCCCGCUGGAUUACUCUCUCUCAAAUCCUUCUCUAUUAAUGCAUAUUCUCCCGGUGGGACUGCAUCUAUUUUUGCAAUUGGUCCCUAUGCUCAUGAAACACAGUUAGUUUCCCCACCUGUUUUUUCUACCUUCACCACUGAACCAUCUACUGCUAAUUUUACUCCCCCACCUGAGCCGGUGCAUAUGACAACACCACCUUCACCAGAAGUGCCUUUUGCUCAGCUUUUGACAUCAUCUCUGGCCCGCAAUAGAAGAUAUAGUGGUUCCAAUUAUAAGUUCCCGUUAUCCCAGUAUGAGUUUGUGCCUUAUCAAGAUCCAGGAAGUCCAGGUAGUAGUCUAAUAUCUCCAGGUUCAGUAGUAUCAAAUUCUGGCACCUCCUCACCUUUCCCUGGCAAAUGCCCUAUAAUUGAGUUCCGUAAGGGGGAACCUCCAAAAUUUCUUGGUUAUGAACAUUUCUCCACUCGCAAAUGGGGUUCAAGGGUUGGCUCAGGAUCUUUGACACCGAGUGGCUGGGGCUCUAGGCUGGGCUCUGGAACUCUGACCCCAAAUGGUGGGAUAUCAAGGCUAGGUUCUGGGACUGUGACUCCAAAUGGUGGGGAACCACCUUCCCGAGAUUGUUACAUUUUGGAGAACCAAAUCUCCGAGGUAGCAUCUCUUGCCAAUUCUGAUAAUGGAUCUGAAAUCGCGGAGGGUGUAAUUGAUCACAGAGUUUCAUUUGAAUUAACUGGAGAAGAUGUCCCAAGUUGUAGAGAAAAAGAACCGGUCAUGUCACAUUCGCAACAGACAUUGCCAAUGGAUGUCCCUGCCCCCUCCAAUAAGGAAAUGAGAAGUAGUAGCUCUAUCGUCGAAGAAAAAACAGAUGGAUUGCCUGAGAAAGCUUCAGAAAGGGGGGACGAUCAAUGUCAUCGGAAACACCGGAAUAUUACAUUUGGUUCGAGCAAAGAUUUUGAUUUUGACAAUGUGAAAAUAGAAGUCUUGGAGAAGCACAGUGUUGACUGUGAGUGGUGGACAAGUGACAAGGCUACUGGAAAGGAGUCAAGUAUUCAAAACAACUGGACUUUCUUUCCUGUGCUGCAGCCAGGAGUCAGCUAAUGCCUGAGAACUAAAGGUUUAUAUUGGAUAUCAAUGUUAAACGCAUGGAUGUUACUGCUUCUGAUAAAAUAAGCUGGAUUUGAGGCGAAGAUUUCUAAUUGCAAAGAAGACAGAUAAGAAGAGUGCAAACUUGGCUUUAAAACUGAAGAGUUGGACUUGUUACACAUCAUGCAGCAGUAAUUGGUUUUUGGUGCUCAGAUACACACCUGAAAAUAUUCCUUUGAAUAAAGGACUUCUGUAUACACCAUAGAAUAUGUUUGAAAAGGAGAUGUAAAUGAUUUUUCCUUAAAAUUGAGAUGUUUGACCUGGGAAUUGUUCACUUCAACUUGUUUACGCUAUCAAAGUUAUUAUGCUACUAUAAUUUUACAGA